AUGGAUUUUUCAACCAAGUGGACUAACCUACCCAAAGGGCCGAGUUUAAAAAACCUGACAGAGAGAGGGUUUGGCAUCCCGAAGGAGACGCAGCAUGCGGCGGUGCAGGACCUGACCAGGGCGCACAUCGAGUCCUUCGACCAGGCUGUCACCGAGGGACUGAGCCGCGUCGUGCAGGGCAUUCCUCCCUUUGAGUUCAAAUUCAGAAAUGACAGAAUCAGUCUGGCGUUUGUCGAAGCCACCAUCCACAGCCCGUUGGCCGCCAAGGGGAGCAUCUGCAGGGACCUGAGGGUGUUUCCAGCCGAGUGCCGGGGGAGAAGAUGUUCGUACAAGGGGAAGCUGGUGGCUGACAUCAGCUGGUCAGUCAAUGACAUCCCCAAAGGCAUCAUCAAACAGUCCCUGGGCCAGGUGCCCAUCAUGGUGAAGUCCAAGCUCUGCAACCUGCAUGGCCUUUCUCCCAAAGAGCUCGUCGAGCACCACGAAGAAGCAGAGGAAAUGGGUGGAUAUUUCAUCGUGAACGGAAUUGAGAAGGUUAUCCGUAUGCUGAUCAUGCCGAGGAGGAACUAUCCUAUUGCCAUGUCGAGGCCCAAGUGGAAGAGCAGAGGCCAGGGCUACACCCAGUAUGGUAUAUCCAUGCGCUGCGUGAAACAGGAGCACACAGCCAUCAACAUGAAUCUGCAUUACCUGGACAACGGGACAGUGAUGCUGAACUUCAUUUACCAGAAAGAGCUCUUCUUCCUUCCACUAGGCUUCGCACUCAAGGCUCUGGUGGACUUCACCGAUUUCCAGAUCUACCAGGAGCUGAUCAAAGGCCGCGAGGACGAUUCCUUCUUCAAGAGCUGUGUGUCGGAGAUGCUGCGGAUCGUCAUGGAGGAAGGCUGCACCACCCGCAGCAAGGUGCUAAACUACCUGGGAGAGCGCUUCCGGGUCAAAAUGAACCUGCCUGAGUGGUACACCAACGAGCAGUGUGCCAACUUCCUGCUGGACGAGUGCAUCUGUAUCCACCUGAAGUCCGACAUGGAGAAGUUCUACCUGCUGUGUCUGAUGACCAGGAAGCUUUUCACCUUUGCCAAGCAGGAGUGCAUGGAGGAGAACCCAGACAGUCUCAUGUGUCAGGAGGUGCUCACCCCCGGUCAGCUCUACCUCAUGUUUCUGAAGGAGAGACUGACUGCCUGGUUGGUGUCUGUGAAGAUUGCCGUGGACAAGAGGGGCAGCAGGCUGAGCGGAGCGGUGACUGCUGAGAACAUGGUGAAGAUGUUCAACCUGGGCACCGACUUGACCAAACCGUUUGAGUAUCUGCUGGCCACCGGGAAUCUGAGCUCCAAGACAGGUCUCGGCAUGCUGCAGAACACCGGCCUGUGCGUGGUGGCCGACAAGCUCAAUUUCAUCCGCUACCUGUCCCACUUCCGCUGCGUGCACAGAGGAGCGGCGUUCGCCAAGAUGAGGACCACCUCGGUGCGUAAGCUGCUGCCCGAGUCCUGGGGCUUCCUGUGUCCCGUCCACACUCCCGACGGAGAGCCCUGCGGCCUCAUGAACCACAUGACGGCCAGCUGUGAGAUCGUGGGCCCUGCCCUGCCCACCACCACCCUGCCCGCUCUGCUCUGCUCCCUGGGUGUUACCCCUGUGGAUGGCUCUCCUGGCCAAGCCUUUUCAGACUGCUACCAUGUGGUCCUGGAUGGGGCCAUGGUGGGCUGGGUGGAGGCUGAAUUAGCCCCAAUUCUGGUUGAUUCACUGCGCAGAUUCAAGGUGUUGAAAGAGAAUAAGAUCCCCCCCUGGACCGAGAUAGUGCUGGUUCCCAAAACGGGCAAGGCCAGCUUGUACCCAGGCCUGUACCUGUUCACUACACCCUGUCGCAUGGUGCGGCCCGUCCGCAACCUGGCUCAGGGCAAGCAGGAGCUGAUCGGCACCUUUGAGCAGCUGUACAUCAAUGUGGGCAUCAUGGAGAAUGACAUUGAGCCGGGCGUGACCACACACCAGGAGCUUUUCCCUCACAGCAUGCUCAGUGUGGUGGCUAACUUCAUCCCCUACUCUGACCACAACCAAAGUCCCAGGAACAUGUACCAGUGUCAGAUGGGUAAGCAGACGAUGGGUUUCCCCCUCCACUCGUACAGGGAUCGCUCCGAUAACAAGCUGUACCGCCUGCAGACCCCGCAGAGCCCGCUGGUCAGGCCCUACAUGUACGACCACUACAACAUGGACAACUACCCCAUUGGCACCAACGCCAUCGUGGCAGUCAUAUCCUACACAGGCUAUGACAUGGAGGACGCCAUGAUCGUGAACAAGUCAUCGUGGGAGAGGGGUUUUGCUCACGGGUGCAUCUACAAGACCGAGCUGGUGGACCUGGCCGACAAGAUGAAGGGAGAAGACAACAUGGUGUUUGGGACCAAGCCAGGAGACCCCAAGGUGAAUGACAGACUGGACGCCGAUGGACUUCCCCCGAUCGGGUCGGUGCUUCACUAUGGAGACCCGUUUUACAGCUACAUCAACCUCAACACCGGCCAGAGCUACGUCACCUUCUACAAGAGCCAGGAGAGCUGUGUUGUUGACAACAUAAAGAUCUGCAGCAACGACACCGGCUCGGGCCGUUUUAAGCGCAUCUGCAUCACCAUGCGAGUGCCGCGCAACCCCACCAUCGGCGACAAGUUUGCCAGCCGCCACGGCCAGAAGGGCAUCCUGAGCCGCCUGUGGCCCGCCGAGGACAUGCCCUUCACCGAGAGCGGCAUGUGUCCCGACAUCCUGUUCAACCCCCACGGCUUCCCCUCGCGUAUGACCAUCGGAAUGCUGAUCGAGAGCAUGGCCGGCAAGUCGGGCGCCCUGCACGGCCUGAGCCACGACGCCACGCCCUUCACCUUCUCCGAGGAGAGCUCUGCGCUGGAGUACUUUGGCGACCUCCUGCGGGCUGCAGGGUACAACCACUACGGCACAGAGCGGCUCUACAGCGGACUGAGCGGUGUGGAGCUGGAGGCGGACAUCUUCAUCGGCGUCGUCUACUACCAGCGUCUGCGUCACAUGGUCUCUGACAAGUUUCAGGUGAGGACCACAGGCGCGCGGGACAAGGUGACCAACCAGCCCGUUGGAGGCAGGAACAUCCAGGGAGGCAUCCGGUUUGGGGAGAUGGAGCGGGACGCCCUGCUGGCCCACGGCUCCUCCUUCCUGCUUCACGAUCGCCUCUUCAACUGCUCGGACCGCUCGGUGGCUCAGGUGUGCAUUGACUGUGGCAGCCUCCUCUCCCCUCUGCUGGAGAAGCCUCCGCCCUCCUGGUCGGCCAUGCGCCACCGCAAGACUGUCUGCACCCUGUGUGGCAAAAGUGACUCUAUCGACACCGUAUCUGUCCCUUAUGUCUUCCGCUACUUUGUGGCAGAGCUCGCAGCAAUGAACAUCAAAGUCAAGUUAGAAGUAAAGUGAAUCCUGUGGGACUUGGAGUGAAGACGUGCAGUAUGUCUUAACUCUGUGAAUACAAGCAUGUUGCAUUCAGCCAUGGAAUUUGUUUCUAUGCAUUUUGUCCAAAUGUUUCUCUGUCAUGUAGUUGUGCUGGAUUUGGCUGUGCUAAAGAAGGAAAAUCAUGAAACCACGUUGUGCAACAGAAUAGCCAGGAGGUUUGCGUCCUUUGUCCAAGGCGGUUUAUUGACAGACCAAGACUUUUGGCAAAGGUAGCAACACAUGAUGGUAUGAGUAUGGAAUGAAGGCUUUUGGGAAGAUGUUUAAAAGCAACUCAAAGACAUUUUCUGCUGAUAAAAAAUUACAAUAGGAAAAUAUUCUGUUGUUUUUUUUUUUUUUUUCUUUCAUUCAUAAGAUUUUACAGCAUAAUAAAUAAGAUUUGCCACCCACUGACCAAAUUUGUCUGUCAUAAACGAUAAUUAGUGUACUGUAGGGCUUGGUUAUGUAUUGAUACUAUAUCAAUAUGAUGUGAGACUAGGUAUCAUCUGGGAUUUUGAAUAUUGCAAUGUUUUGAUAUGACAUACAUGUUGUCUUUUCAUGGUUUUAUAGACUGCAAUACAGUAAAGAGAUCCGA
This is a messenger RNA of Myripristis murdjan (pinecone soldierfish), 4012 nucleotides long. RefSeq names its product RNA polymerase I subunit B (gene polr1b). The record is from RefSeq and is a predicted model, not a curated record. The transcript has 15 exons. The coding region runs from base 1 to 3405 and encodes 1134 amino acids. Gene Ontology annotation, biological process: DNA-templated transcription. Gene Ontology annotation, cellular component: nucleus. Gene Ontology annotation, molecular function: ribonucleoside binding; DNA-directed RNA polymerase activity; DNA binding. NCBI's taxonomy places the organism in Eukaryota, Metazoa, Chordata, Actinopteri, Holocentriformes, Holocentridae.